AUGGAUUGUUUGACUGCAGAGUCACUGCCAUCCCGUAUCGCCUCCUUGGUGCAUGCGCAUUUUGAUGGCCUGCCUGCUCGCAGCAAGCCCACCAUCUACCCUGAUGGGUCGAGAGAAUGGAUCCCCAUGUCCGGGAUCGUGGUUGUAAAAGGGGAGAAUACUGCCUCAGAGAAAUUAACCUGUGUAGCAGUCACUACCGGUGCAAAAUGCCUUUCAGCGUCUCAGGUAUCCAAAAGCAGAGGCCUGGUGCUGCAUGACUGGCACGCGGAGGUUCUGGCCCUCCGCUCAUUCAACUACUGGCUCCUGUCUGAAUGCCACAACCUGCUGGCCCAGGAACAGCAUGCAAGACCAUCAAAUUCAGCGAAUACACCAGGAGCAGCAUCCUCACCUUUCAUCCGCCGCAGGCAACUCACCGAAACGCCCAGCGCAGCGCAAUCAGAUCCAAACCCCGCCUGGCCCCCCUUUGAACUCCAACCCGACAUCAAAAUCUACAUGUACUGCACCUGCGCACCCUGCGGUGACGCAAGCAUGGAGCUCUGCAUGGCCGCACAAGACGACCCAAGUCCCUGGGAGGUCGCACCGGGACCCGAGCGCACCGAGUCACCUGGCCCAGAACUCCUAGAUGGCCGGGGAUACUUCUCCCGCCUCGGCAUCGUCCGGCGCAAGCCGGCGCGCGCGGACGCCGAAGCAACUCUCAGCAAGUCGUGCUCGGACAAGCUUGCGCUGCGGCAGGUGUCGUCUCUCCUAUCGUACGAGGCGAGUCUGCUCGUUGCGCCCACUCGAAACGCGUACAUCGAGGCCCUGAUCCUCCCUGAAGAGGAGAUAAGCCGGGUUGGCUUCGAGCGGUGUUUCAGCGCCUCGGGGCGAAUGAAGACGCUGAAUGGUAGGUUCUGGCCGGCGCAAGUUGAUAGCGUAGUACAAUACGGAUACGGGUUCCAUCCCUUCCGUGUUCCCUCUGUCCCCAACGACCUGAUCGAGACGAUCUGGCCAUUCCGGAAACCGAAGCCCUCGUCAGAAGCUACGACGCCAACGCAGACCUCGCCGAAGAAGAAUAAGCCAGGGAACGUAUCGGCCGUGUGGGUGGCCGCCCCCUCACUUCCUCAUCCGUGUCCCAUUGCAUCGGAUAACGGUGCCAAGUCCUUGCCGGUGCUACGGGGCUCGAGGACGGGCUUGUACGAAACCAUCAUCAACGGGGUGAAGCAGGGGAAUCGGGCGGCAUCUGUUACGCCUCGUGGUGCUUCUGCGUUGUCGCGCGCGAAGCUCUGGGGCUUGCUCCGCGAUAUAGUGCGGUCAUCAUGCUCGGGGGAUUCUACUCUGGAGGUUGUUGAUGGAGAGAUUGGGUUGCAAGCAGGCAAUAUCCCGGAAACUGGGCCGUCUCUGCAGGAUACGGCGCUUUGUCAAUUGAUUGCAGCGUCCACGUACGAGCAGUUUAAGAAGACGCCAGUGGCAUUGACGCCUUCCGUGAAAGCACGUAAAGAUGCCGUUCAAGAGGCCAAGGAGGCCUUGAAAGGAUGGAUCUCUAAUGAAGGCGAUGAACAAUGGGGACUGGAGGUUCUCAUUGAUCCUAAAAAGCGCAAGCGCUGA
This is a messenger RNA of Aspergillus pseudoviridinutans, 1584 nucleotides long. RefSeq names its product tRNA-specific adenosine deaminase. Lineage: Eukaryota; Fungi; Ascomycota; Eurotiomycetes; Eurotiales; Aspergillaceae. Gene Ontology annotation, biological process: tRNA wobble adenosine to inosine editing. The coding region runs from base 1 to 1584 and encodes 527 amino acids. Gene Ontology annotation, molecular function: RNA binding; tRNA-specific adenosine-37 deaminase activity. The transcript is spliced from 3 exons. The record is from RefSeq and is a predicted model, not a curated record.